Anopheles stephensi (Asian malaria mosquito) is the source of this 1348-nucleotide messenger RNA. Its product is annotated as 37 kDa salivary gland allergen Aed a 2-like. The transcript is spliced from 2 exons. NCBI's taxonomy places the organism in Eukaryota, Metazoa, Arthropoda, Insecta, Diptera, Culicidae. Gene Ontology annotation, biological process: sensory perception of smell. Gene Ontology annotation, molecular function: odorant binding. The record is from RefSeq and is a predicted model, not a curated record. Bases 274 to 1215 code for a protein of 313 amino acids.
UUCGUCGUCUCAGUCGCAAAGAUUAGACUUCAUCAUGCAUGGGGUUCGGCCAGCGAAUGGAAAGAGAGCGAACACAGCCAUGGUUGUUGUUGGGCUCCACCGCUCGGUUUGCUGCUGGUGCGAUCUGGUCCGAUAAGCUGGUCCGUCGGGGCUAUCCCUCGGGAACAUUGGGACGGUCGCAGUGGCCAGCUGGUCCAGCAGUUAGUGUCAGUCACUUUCGGACCGUUCGUGUGAUCAGAUGCAAUCGAAGUGCUGCCGUACAGUAUCGGUACGAUGGUGACGUGCACGUUGGACGGUGUUAUUACCUUCGGUGUGGCACUGUUGCUAGUGUCGGCGGUUUGUGGGAACCCGGUCGAGUCGUCCUGCCCCCUGCUACGUGUCGCAUCAUCUGCCACAUCCGAAUGGCAACCACGCACACCGGAGCAAACGCUGUACGCGUACGUGCGCUGCCUGAACGAUUCGUCCGCCAGCAUUGAGAUGAAGAUUCGCUGGGUCAUGUGGCAACCGGACAUGUCGCCCGAAAGCCAGUGUUACGUGAAGUGCGUCAGUGAGGACCUCCGGUUGUACGAUCCGGCCCGAAGACAGUUUGUGCCCGAGCGCUUCGAGCGGCAGGCCCGUGCAUUCCACGAAGAUCCAGACGGAGCCGAUAUGCAGCAACUCUACAGUGACGCAAACCAGCUGCUAGCGGGUGAACUACCGGACAGUGAAUGUUCGACGGUGUUCGCCAAGUACGCACCAUUCUACGCGGUGCAUCAGGAACACAUACUGGAUAUCUUCCAUGGUGAUCUGCGCAAAAUCUUGGUCACGUACCAGCAGCUGGGAUCACGCGUCAAACAGAUCGGACAGCACUUUAUGGAUUACUGCGAGAAGCGGUACGGUUUCGUGUGGUCAGAGGUGGAACAGAGCCGGUGUCCCGAUCCGACCGCAGUGGAAUGCAUGCUGCGCGGGUUUCGCUGGAUCACCGAGGAGGGUACGGUGAAUGUUGCAGAGAUUGUGCGAGACUACGGUGGGUUCGGUGUGGCGGCUAGCGAACUGGAGCGCUGUCUGGUGGCCGACGAGCUGUACUGGUGUCUACGCGCUAUCAGUGCAGACAAACUAUCGGCCGUAAUACGGCAGCGCAAUGCGCAAACGGCGUACUACUUCGAUCAAGCGUCCGAAGAUGAGCCGUGGAAGUCGGCCGUGGAGUUUGGCAAUUCACGGCUUAAUCGAGCUUAGCGAUUGAGGAGUAGAGGGAAAGCCUUUACCAGAGGCCGAAGCAAUAAUAAUAUGUCAGGUGUUGUGUGGAGCAGGCACAAGUUUCACAAAUGAAAUAAACCAAAAAAUCUAUAAGUGAACCAUCGAUAUGUUA